AUGCGUGCUGUCGCUGGCGAUGAAUCUCAACAACCACUGAUAGCCGACGAGAGCGGCGACGACGCCACCGCACUCCCUGAGGUCACCCGAAAGCAAGCAAAUCGUUUGAUCUGGCUGUUGACUCUCAGUGCAGGUCUGAGCGGAUUGUUGUUCGGUUAUGAUUCCACACUUGUCUCGAUCCAUGAGGAUCUUGGACGUCCUUUAUCCACAUUCGAUCUGUCUGCUAUCACAAGCAGUACUUCUUUGCUGGCGUUACUCGCAUCGCCUUUGGCAGGACACUUUGCGGAUGUUGUCGGUCGUCGGCCCGUCAUUGCAGCUGCUUGUGGACUGUUCAUCUUUGGCGCCUUGUUCCAGUCUGCUGCGACCAAUGUGUGGACUAUGGUAAUCGGGCGAUCUGUUGUUGGCGCUGCUGUAGGUGCAGCUAGUGCCGUGGUACCGUUGUAUAUCGCAGAAAUCGCGCCAGCAGAUCGAAGGGGACAACUCGUAUCUGUACAGAGUCUGUUCAUCACAGGAGGCCAGGUCGUAGCUUACCUUGCUGGCUGGGCAGUCAUGGGACGCUGGCGCUGGUCUGUUGGCUUUGGAAGUGUUCCCGCUCUGAUACAGGCUGCGCUGCUCGUUGGUAUGCCCGAGUCUCCCCGCUGGUUGGUCUUAAAAGGCAGAGACGACGAAGCCGCUGCAGUCUUUACCAGACUCGGCCAUGAUGACUGCGACCACAUUGUUUCUCAGGUCAAGCACGAGGUUCAAGAAGAACAACUCAGUGCCGGUGGAAGCAUGUUCAAGGAACUCAUCACCGUACCAGCCAAUCGACGUGCCUUGACCAUUGCUGCAGGACUUCAAGCUCUGCAACAACUUUCUGGCUUCAACUCUUUGAUGUACUUCUCGGCUACCAUAUUCUCUUUGGUUGGAUUUACUUCACCCAUUGGAACUUCGCUGUCGAUCUCGGUCUCUAAUUUUGUGUUUACCCUUCUGGCAUUUGCGAUUAUUGAUACAGUGGGACGCCGUCGCAUUCUGCUCUACUCGAUUCCAUUCAUGAUCCUUGGACUCGCUAGCUGCGCUCUCGCGUUCUUACAUAUUGACGCUUCGCCCUCAGACUCAAUGUCACCAUCUUCAGAUGCAUCAGCCGAAACCUCAAGUCCUUGGUCGCUAGUCCUCCUUUUCUCCCUCAUUUUCUACGUUGCUGCGUAUGCAAGCGGUUUAGGCUGUGUGCCCUGGCAACAAAGCGAAUUGUUCAGUCUCUCUGUAAGAAGCAUGGGAUCAGGCCUGGCGACUGCAACAAACUGGACCAGCAAUUUCAUCGUUGGAGCUACUUUCUUGCCUAUGAUGCAUGCUUUGGGACCUAGUGUUACUUUCCUUGUGUAUGUGUUUAUAUGCUUGGUUGGAUAUAUCUGGGUUUGGAGAUGUUAUCCAGAGACCAAAUCGCUGGAACUCGAACAAGUCAAGAAGUUGUUGGAGAAUGGAUGGGGUGUCAGGGCAAGUGAACGUCCAAGCGAUUUAAAUGGAUAG
Molecule: messenger RNA, 1503 nt
Organism: Aureobasidium musti
Lineage: Eukaryota; Fungi; Ascomycota; Dothideomycetes; Dothideales; Saccotheciaceae
Source: the annotation of a GenBank genome assembly